AACCGUUAAACUAGUAAUUAUCGCACUGCCGAAGAACCGGCACAGCAACUGUCAACAGUGCGUUAAGUUUCUUAGGUUUCGAUCUAGUUUCCUGUGACUAAGAAAAUGGGAGAAUUACAGCGCUCUGGCUUGCAUGACUUAGUUGAGAUUGCUGCCCGGGGAGUCAUAAAAGAGCUGAUGAGCUUACUGACAUCGCAAGGUAGCAAGCUCAUAGUUGUGGCUUUCAGCGCUCUAUUAGAUAAAACCCAUCCGGGUUCAGUUGAAAGACGUCGAAAAUUUGUGGACUAUUAUUUUUUAUUCGACACCCGCGAUGAACUAAUAAAAGCGCAUCAAUCCAUCAAAGAAGCCAGCAGGAAACUGCACAGCCGAUACUCGCUUGACCACCAAGCUACUGAAACACUGGCAUGGACCAUAUCGUGUUAUCCGACAAAGAAACAACGUCAAUUAUGAAAUUGAGAAUGUAAAUGGACAACGGAAAAAGGACGUCGUACACGUUUGUCAACUUAAACCCUGGCACGACCAAUCAGAUGAAAAGGACAACAUCCAGCUAGCCAAGACAACACCGGAAGGGAGACCGUCGAAAGGCAAGCUCAGAAAGUUAUGGCUUCGAACAAGCAUGACGUUAUCAGUAUGAAACUGUGCGAAAUUUUCGACCGUUUCGACAAUUUCAUUACUGCACGUGAUCCUCGAUCGCAGCAAAAUUUUAAAGGAGUUUUUCUUGCGAAAAAUGCUAGAGGCGCACUAGUGAAAUACCACAACCUCAUCACGACCAACGAUGCGAGCAGUCGGUUUCUCGAUGAUCUUGUUGACGCGUAUGAGUACGAAGAGUUUUCCGAGUGGUGCGAUGUGCUAUUGACAAACAGCUUACGGGCGUAUUGGUGUGCCAUCUUCCAGCGCCGUCUCGAAAGUGAAUGCGGUGAAAUUGGGGCUCCCACGCUGCAUGUUCAGGAAGAAGAAUUGGAAUCACUGCUGGGGAACAUCGUGAAAACGGUAAAGUCCGCGCAAAACCGGUACCAUAGAAAACCGUUUAUUGUUAGGCAACCCGAGAACCAAGCAAACGGCGAGAAACCUACAUCAGAUUUCAUACGACUCGUUGACGGUUUCAUGGUCAGCUGCAAUGACGCACCAAGCAGGGCCAAUCAGCAGCUGGCGGGCGAGAUUGGUAAACAGUUAACAGACAGAUAUCCUUGGCUGACCUGGGCGGUGGUGAUUGCGGAAGAUAAUCAUGAUUGGCGUAAUUUUAUAUUUUACUCGACUGAUUUUAAAGAGCAUUUAUUAUUCCAAACGUCCGAUCACGAGCAAACUUUGCCACUUUUAAAUGAAAUUCUGAGCUCGGGUCCGCUGCAUACAACCAAAUCAUCCGGGCAGCGUUAUGGUCUCUUCACGUGCAAGCGCAAAUUUCGUGUUGCCGGGAAACUUGUCCAUCAGAGGCGGAUCACCAUAUUCUGGAUACGCCACGAUGACAUUAUGGACGUAAAUUUGAUGGCUGAUGAUGACAGCGGCCUACGCAAGCUGGAUAUUAAAAAACUGGCAAAGGAUUUCAAUGUUAACAAGAUUAAGGAGCGAAGUAAGCAUCGAACGGAACAGCACCGUUUUAUCGAAGACGCGCUGUACAGGAACGGAUACCAGUACGUUGCUUACCUAGGCCUGCGAAAAUCAAGGGAUGCAUGUAUUACCGGGAUGUACCUCUCCAAUCACGAUGUCAGCCCGUCGUGGCCAUAUCACGUACAGAAUGAUAGCGGUCAUCUUGUUUUAUGGAUAACCAAUGUCACUCAAUGUGCCAUAAACCGUAUGCGAGAAGUUUCGGAAUUGCGACUGGCAGAAGAAUUCCUCAGACGCGGAGCGGGCUGUCGUUUACCCCAGAUAAAAACAAUAGCGGUAAGGAAGCAGCCUUUGCCGAAUACUGACGCGGAAGGCCUACUCAAGGCUGCCGAAGAAUCCAUCGACAGCGGCAACAAAUAUUUGUCUACGGGCUUCGUUGAUAAGGCGAUUACCAAAUAUGAGUAUGCAAAGAGCCUUCUGGAUCGACCAUCUACCAAAAGUGGAGACGGACGCAUUUCGUUGCUGAAGACUGUCGGCUGCAAUUUGGCACUGUCUUACUUGCAACGCAGAGAUGUACAGGCGGCCGAGGAGUCGGCAAAUGCAGUACUGCGUCAUGAGGCAGACAAUCCCCAUGCACUCAUCAUUCGCAGCUUGGUACAUGUUGCCCUACGGGAUUACCAUAAAUCGCAGCGGGAUAUCAUAACGUUGCUCAUGAAACAGCCGGCUCAUCCAAUGGAAAUUGUGCUGAAAGUGAUACAGCUCGGAACGAUAGACAAUAAUUAUUAUCAAUCGUCGCAACAGUCUCGCCUGACAGCUGACUGGGAAAUCUGUUCCAAGCUACCGCUAAUCAUGCGAAAGCUUAGUCUGAAAGUUUACGAAGCUACGGAAGCCGAGCCGUACCGGAAAGAUGCCAUAGAACUGCGGAACACCCUCUCAGCCGUUAACACAUUUGUCCACGAUGCUGUGGAAAAGCUGCAAUCGGAGCAAAGCGAAGCCAACCUUCGGAUUCUGUUGGGAUGGCUUGACGCAGUGUUCCAGGUGGCUAGCCACAUAUUUCAGUUAAGGAAAGAAUGGGUUUUCAUACGACGGGAAAAUGUCGAAAUGGCGCUGUUGAUGCUUAAGGUUCUUAUUGCUGGAAAAAGCACGUUUUUGAAAGACGUCUUUUCAUAAAAUUCAGUUUGACGUGUAUUUUUCACAAAUUUUCUCCGCGAAAUUUGCCUGCCAGCGUUUUUUUGCGUUUUUUUGUUAUGUUUUUGUCGCUUUUACGAUCAGCGACAUACCAGCACAUUUCUGUAAUCAGGAGGCUUAAUUAAUAGAAGUACGCUCAGAUUUGUAGCUGGGUUUUACUACUUGUGCUGUAGAUAUACUUGGUAAUAAGGAAGUAAUCAAAAGAGGAUUAAUCGACCGCAACGAAGCUAAAGUGGUCUGUAUUCAGGAAAACAGGACUUUUUUUGUCGGUCACGCACACUAAGUUGUCCGGCGCGGUCUGACGAUAACUACGUGGUAGUCUAUGCUGAGUAGGCUGGUUACUUGUGAAACUUGCAUUCCUGUUUGCUUGCAUCUCUUUGGAAAACUAUAGCAACGUAAAGGGCAAUGAAAAUAACGAAAGACCUUGAUUAAGAUAGGCGCUGGAGGCCUUUCAAUUAAAUGCUUUUCCUAAAGGAUAAACAAGAUUUUUUAUUUCCUGAACACAAUAGUUGCCCUCUUUACAUUGCUAAUUUAUUGCGAUAAAUAUUUUUAUGAGCCUUACUGCGUACAAGUGAUGCACUUUACCGUAUUACACGAAAGCCUUUGGCCCUUAUGAUAUACCAAGCCAAGAAAACGGAAUUAGAUCAGAAACGCAUACUCCGCUGAGAUAGUAUACGAAUCUAAGGAGAAUCGUCCAUCUAGCAUUAUUGAAUCGUCCAGCACGCAGCCCCUAACCGCAUUAAUGCUCGACUGGCAUACAGAAAGUAAUCUAAAUUUGCUGACUACAUAUAUGAAGCGACUUCAAGCGAUUAGACGCUUCAUGCUUACUAUUGCAUAGUGCGUG
Molecule: messenger RNA, 3574 nt
Organism: Paramacrobiotus metropolitanus
Lineage: Eukaryota; Metazoa; Tardigrada; Eutardigrada; Parachela; Macrobiotidae
Exons: 4
Coding region: 601-2712 (703 amino acids)
Molecular function (GO): protein binding
Source: RefSeq, a predicted model, not a curated record